AUUCCAAAGCUUAUUGGCGCGGUUUUCGUUAAACCAUACGUGGGGAGACUGAAAUGGCAAGUGGUUGUGGAGAUUGUGGUAGCGUUCGACCACAAAAUACUUUAUUUGGUCGUUUAAAGUCUGACUAUGUCAAUACUGCUAUGUACUUUGCUCGUUUGGGAACACUGUUCUGCUGUGUCGUAUUCUUCUUUGCUCCGAUUUUUCCUCGUUUGCAUCCGUCAGAUCUGGAGGUUUGGUACCGAAGAGCAUUAUUAGCAAGUGCGGCGACUUCAGCCCUACGUUUGCAUCAACGAAUAAAAAGUUUAAAUACAGGUUUCUCUCGAGAAGUCCUAGAGGUCCUAAUAUCUGAGGAUUCUUCCCACUACUUACUGUUUUCCAUCAUGUUUGCUGUAUUGCCACCAGUUACAGUUUCCUUGGUGCCGAUCUUCUUAUUCGCCCUUUUACAUGUGGCUAGCUUCACGAGGGUUCUUUUAAAUGCAUCUGUUUCUCUGAAUAGUGGCGGGACGAGUGAUGGUUCGGAUGCUCCAGUUGGUUCAUCAAAUAUGUCAUAUGUACAUCAUAUACUACAGAAAUUGAUUGUUAAAGUGAAUACCCAUGAUCAAAAUAUCUUACGUAUAAUUGCCUUAAAUGAAAUCAUGUUGAUGGUAAUCUGUGUAUUUAUGGCUGUUUCCGGACCUAGAAUUUUUGUCCUUCCCUUUAUUUAUUAUCCAUUCUUGAAAAUGCGUUAUAAUUCAAGGCGUAAUCCUUAUGCUCGUAACGCAUUUUCGGAACUGCGUAUAGCACUUCAGAAUGUAGCUUAUCAUACUAAGUGUCCAGCACUUAUUUCUCGCAUAAUUUAUGGUCUCAUCAAUAUUGUAUCUCGUUUGGGGACAAGUGGUUACGCUAGAAACUAGGUGAGGAUCUACCUGCUCGUGUUGUCUUUUUGUUUUUCUAAACACUUUACUCGUCACUAGUCAGUUUAGUGUCUUUUCUUCCAAAAAUUUCCCUCAGGUCGUCUAUUUGUUACGUUGUCAUUGGAUUGUCUUGGUUAUUCAAUAUAAACAUCGAUCAACUACCACUUGAAUGAAUAUUCAAAUGAGUUCAUCUUCAUUUUUAUAAUCUACUUUUAUUUGAUCAUUCAUUUUACUACUUAUUUGUCCUUUCUAUCCUCGAUAUAAAGUAACUUCGACAAUUGAUAUAUAUACAUAUGAUUUUUGUGUAGUUCCACAAUCUAUUAUAUACGAAAUUGUACUCAGUCGUUGUGGUUAGUAUGACAUUUGGAUCUUUCAGUUAACAUUAUAUCUGUAAAUUUACAUAUUAUACUCUUUGCUGCAACUUUCUAAGUAGUACUUAAUGGUUUUCGUUGUCAUUUAAGGAAACCCAAUGUAGAGUAAAACACUUCUAAAAUUUUGGGUCAUUUCGUUUUUCAUGUUCAUGGUCUCAUUCUCUUCAACAGUCUUUUCACUCGUUCUGUGCUCCUCUCAGACUUAUAAGUACCUCUUUUUCACUUUGUCAAAUGGCCGUUUGUUCUACGGAUAUCAGUUACAGUCGAAAUGAUGAAAUGAUUUAGUCGUUAAAUUGUUGUCGUGUCGUUCAAAUUCAACUUGUAAAAAAUAUGCUUUUUGAAUG
Messenger RNA from Schistosoma rodhaini, 1608 nucleotides. NCBI's taxonomy places the organism in Eukaryota, Metazoa, Platyhelminthes, Trematoda, Strigeidida, Schistosomatidae. The record is from the annotation of a GenBank genome assembly.